AUGACAAAUAUCUCAGCAGUUACUGAAUUUGUCCUUCUGGGCUUCCCCUUGCUUUACAACAUACAUGGCCUCUGUUUCUCGGUUGUUCUGGUGAUGUACAGCCUAAGCAUGCUGGGAAAUGGAUUCAUCCUCAUUAUCGUGACGAUUGACCAGAAACUCCAAACACCCAUGUAUGGCUUCUUGUGCAACCUGGCCUUUCUAGAGAUCUGUUACAGCAGCAUAGUAGUCCCUAAAUUAUUGGAGACAUUUAUCAGUACGAGGACCACCAUUAGUUACCAUUGCUGCAUGGCGCAGAUUUUUUUUAUCUUCUCCUUUGGUGCUAUUGAACUCCUCCUCUUGACUGUGAUGGGCUUCGACCGCUACAUUGCCAUAUGUAAACCACUUCACUACCCAGUCAUCAUGAUGAAAAAUGUCUGCAUCCAGUUGGCCAUGGGAUGCUGGCUGGGAGGAUUUGUGCAUAUUUUCUACCAAGCUGUCUUGGUAUGGACUCUGCCUUUCUGUGAUAAAAAUGUCCUAGACCAUUACUUCUGUGAUAUUGGGCUAGUCUUAAGUUUGUCCUGUGCUGACACCUGUUUGCUAGAAUUCCUGGGGUUGUUGUCGGCCAUCUCCAUUAUGGUCAUCACCCUUUUCCUCAUUGUGGUGUCCUACAUUUGCAUCAUCUCUACCAUGUUACGUAUCCCUUCAGUAAGUGGGCGCAAGAAAGCCUUUUCCACUUGCACGUCUCACCUGAUGGUGGUUUCAAUUUUGUACGGAGCCAUCGCUUUUAUGUAUAUUCGGCCAAACGUGCACUCUUCCUUUCACCUCAGCAAGGCAGUCUCCUUCUUGAACACGGUCCUUGUGCCCAUGCUGAACCCUUUCAUUUAUACAAUAAGAAAUGUGGAAGUAAAGCAAGCCUUCUGGAGAACAGUCCGUAAAACAGGAGGACCCCUCAAAGAGAAAACAUUCUUAGGAAGGAUGGUUGGUCAGUAG
This is a messenger RNA of Euleptes europaea (tarantolino), 969 nucleotides long. Its product is annotated as olfactory receptor 6X1-like. Gene Ontology annotation, molecular function: olfactory receptor activity; G protein-coupled receptor activity. The record is from RefSeq and is a predicted model, not a curated record. NCBI's taxonomy places the organism in Eukaryota, Metazoa, Chordata, Lepidosauria, Squamata, Sphaerodactylidae. The transcript has a single exon. Gene Ontology annotation, cellular component: membrane. The coding region runs from base 1 to 969 and encodes 322 amino acids. Gene Ontology annotation, biological process: G protein-coupled receptor signaling pathway.